GUACUUCUCUCGGCUGCACUUUCCCCUGACUUCGAUUUUCUCCGAGAUCGCAUCUGGUUACUAGAGGCCCUUGGGGACGAUGGGAGCCACUUCUCCAAGGAGCCGGGAGCCUCUCCUGCCGCCAGCGUUCCCUACCUUCUGCCCCGGAGGAGCCCUCCUGGCGAUUCUGGUGCUGCUCGAGCUGCCGGCGGCCUGGGGUCAAUGCCAAUCCCCGGUGCACCUUACAUUCGCCAUGCCUACAGAACAGAUUGACAAAGAUGAGUUUCCUGUUGGGACAUCUUUGAAGUAUAAAUGCCGCCUUGGUUACUACAGAAGAGUGUUCUCUAUCACCUGCCUGCAAAACUCUGUCUGGUCAAGCCCUGCAAACUACUGUAGGCGUAAAUCAUGUGGAUCUCUUCCAGACCUCAUAAAUGGCAAAAUGGACAUCAACAAAGACACCCAGUUUGGAUCAACUGUCAAUUAUUUUUGUAAUGAAGGAUACCGACUCAUUGGUAAAUCCUCUGCUGCAUGCAUCAUCUCUGGCAACUCUGUCACCUGGGAUAAUGACCCACCUAUUUGUGAGAGCAUUCCUUGUGGGCCACCCCCAGCCAUCGCCAAUGGAGAUUUCAUUAGCACCGACAGAGAAUACUUUCAAUACGGAACAGUGGUGACCUAUCGCUGCAAUCUUGGAGAGAGAAGGCAGAAGCUGUUUGACCUCGUGGGUGAGCCGUCAAUAUAUUGCACCAGUGAAGACAAUCAAGUUGGCAUCUGGAGUGGCCCUCCCCCUCAGUGCAUUGCACCUAAUAAAUGCACGCCUCCAGUCAUUGAAAAUGGAAUAAGGAUGUCUGAGAACAAAAGCUUAUUUUCUUUACGUGAAAGCGUGAGGUUUAGGUGUCAGCCCGGCUUUGCCAUGAAAGGACCCUCCACUGUUGAAUGCCAGGCCCAAAACAAGUGGGGGCCGGAGUUGCCCAGCUGCUCCAGGGUAUGUCAGCCACCUCCAAAAGUCCCGCAUGGUAAACACACCCCAAGCCACAGGAACAACUUUUCUUCUGGGCAGGAAGUGUUCUACAGCUGUGAGCCUGGCUAUGAUCUCAGAGGGGCUGCUUCUCUGCAUUGUACGCCCCAGGGAGACUGGAGCCCGUCAGCCCCCAAAUGUGCAGUGAAAUCAUGUGCUGACUUCCUGGACCAGUUACCUAAUGGACAUGUACUCUUUCCACUUAAUUUUCAGCUUGGAGCAAAAGUAUCCUUCGUUUGUGAUGAGGGAUUCCAGUUAAAAGGCAAUUCUGCUAGUUACUGUGUCUUGGUUGGAAUGGAAAGCCUUUGGAACAGCAGCAUUCCUGUGUGUGAACAAAUCUUGUGUCCAGAUCCUCCUGAUAUCCUUAAUGGGAGACACACAGGCAAACCUCUGGAAGUCUUUCCUUUUGGAAAAGAAGUCACUUACACAUGUGACCCGCACCCAGAGAGAGGGAUGAUCUUCAGCCUCACUGGGGAGAGCACCAUCCGCUGUACCAGUGACAGUCAAGGGAACGGAAUUUGGAGCAGCCCUGCCCCUCGCUGUGGACCUCCAGGUCACUGUAACACCCCAGAUCACUUUCAAUUUGCCAAGUUGAAACUCCAGACCAAUGAAUCUGAGUUUCCCAUUGGGACAUCUUUAAAGUAUGAAUGCCGCCCUGGGUACCACAGGAAGUCAUUCUCUAUCACGUGUCUACAAAACCUCACGUGGUCAAGUGCCAAAGAUGUCUGUAAACGUAAAUCAUGUAAUACUCCUCCAGAUCCUGUGAACGGUGUGGUGCACAUAGAUACAGACACCCAGUUCGGAUCCAGAAUCAUUUUUGCUUGUAAUAGAGGGUAUCAACUCAUUGGUCACUCAGCUGCUGAAUGUAUUAUCUCAGGCAAUACUGUCUUCUGGGAUUCAGAGCCACCAAUCUGUGAACGCAUUCCUUGUGGGCCACCCCCGGCCAUCGCCAAUGGAGAUUUCAUUAGCACCGACAGAGAAUACUUUCAAUACGGAACAGUGGUGACCUAUCGCUGCAAUCUUGGAGAGAGAAGGCAGAAGCUGUUUGACCUCGUGGGUGAGCCGUCAAUAUAUUGCACCAGUGAAGACAAUCAAGUUGGCAUCUGGAGUGGCCCUCCCCCUCAGUGCAUUGCACCUAAUAAAUGCACGCCUCCAGUCAUUGAAAAUGGAAUAAGGAUGUCUGAGAACAAAAGCUUAUUUUCUUUACGUGAAAGCGUGAGGUUUAGGUGUCAGCCCGGCUUUGCCAUGAAAGGACCCUCCACUGUUGAAUGCCAGGCCCAAAACAAGUGGGGGCCGGAGUUGCCCAGCUGCUCCAGGGUAUGUCAGCCACCUCCAGAAGUCCUGCAUGGUAAACACACUCCAAGCCAUAAGAACAACUUUUCCUCUGGGCAGGAAGUGUUCUACAGCUGUGAGCCUGGCUAUGAUCUCAGUGGGGCUGCUUCUCUGCACUGUACGCCCCAGGGAGACUGGAGCCCGGAAGCUCCCAGAUGUGCAGUGAAAUCAUGUGCUGACUUCCUGGACCAACUUCCUAAUGGACAUGUGCUCUUUCCACUUAAUUUCCACCUUGGGGCAAAAGUGUCCUUCAUUUGUGAUGAGGGGUUCCAGUUAAAGGGAAGCUCAGCCAGUUACUGUAUCUUGGUUGGAAUGAAAAGCCUUUGGAAUAACAGUGUUCCCGUGUGUGAACGAAAAUCAUGUGGAAAACCUCCAGAACCCUUCAAUGGCAUGGUUUAUAUAAACACAGAUACGCAGUUUGGAUCAACAGUUAAUUAUUCAUGCAAUAAAGGGUAUCGACUCAUUGGUUCCCCUUCUGCUACUUGUCUCCUCUCAGGCAUUGAUGUCACUUGGGAUAAAAAGGCACCUAUUUGUGAGAAAGUAAAGUGUAGCCUCCCACAGAUUAUGAAUGGAAUCAAGAAGGAACUGAAAAUAAGAAAAGUAUAUCACUCUGGAGAUAAUGUAACUUUGGAGUGUGAAGAUGGGUAUACUCUGGAAGGCAGUCCCUGGAGUCAGUGCCAGGAAGAUGACCUGUGGGACCCUCCUCUGGCCAUAUGUACCUCUCGCACGAGUGAUGAGCUCAUAGCUGGCAUGUUCUUUGGUAUGAUCCUCUUGAUUUUACCUGUCAUUGUUUCCUGUUUGAUAAUUCUAAAGCGCAAAAAAGGCAACAAUACAGAUGAAAACUUGAAAGAAGCAGUUAUCCAUCUGCAUCCCAAAGAAGGCAGUGGUGUCCAUCCUCAUACUCUGCAAACAAAUCAGGAAAAUAUCAGUGUCCUUCCUUGACAAAGUACUAUAAAGCUGGAGAACACCUCCAAUUAAAAUGUUGAUUGGAAAAGAGCCAAUUCAUUUCAACAGAAUAAGGUCUGAGACUCAUAAAAUCUUUGAAGUGACUUCACAGAGAUGCAAACAUGUGCACUUGAAGAUGCUGAACCUCUACCAGUACCUAGUGGAGCACCUUCCUCUUAGCUUGGAUUACGGUCACCCCUUCACCCUCUUCUCUUGUGCAGAAAGCACACAUUAUCUAGUCAGGGGAAAGCUACACUUAGGAUUUUAUAAAUAGUCUAACUAUUUAAAGGAAAAAAGUGUUGCCUAGGAUUUCUGUUUGUAAGUUGGUCAUUUUUUUUUCAAAUGUUUAUAAUAAGAAUGGGCUCAUUAGGGCAAAUUUGGAAAAUGCAGGGAGAAGAUAUGAAGAAAAGUCACAUUAAUUAUACUACCCAGUGGUAACCAUUGUUAAUAUUUUAAUUCAUGUUCUGCUAAUCUUUAUAUAUGUUUCUUUAUACACAUGUUUUUAUUUCUUAAAUAUUUUCUUUUUUAUUGAAUAGAAUCCACUCAUUUUAGACACUUUGGAGAAAAAUGUACGGUAUAUCAGUUUUCACUUUCUCAAAGAAAAAUAAAUUAAUUUCUGUUUAUUAAAAA
Messenger RNA from Aethalodelphis obliquidens (Pacific white-sided dolphin), 3901 nucleotides. Its product is annotated as complement receptor type 1. The transcript is spliced from 23 exons. The coding region runs from base 80 to 3268 and encodes 1062 amino acids. The record is from RefSeq and is a predicted model, not a curated record. NCBI's taxonomy places the organism in Eukaryota, Metazoa, Chordata, Mammalia, Artiodactyla, Delphinidae.